AGUUUAUUACGGUUUGAGGAUCGAUUGUCAGACAUCUUAUAGUUUGAGGACCGAACGUGCAAUUUACCCUUCACAAAAAUUAGAAGUUUCUUGAGUUGAGAGGGGGAAAAUUCAAAAUUGGCUUACUUGAGGGGCUCAGCCCAUUUUCCCCUUCCGACGGUUGCGUUCGUUUUAUGGACGACGCCGCGUCGCCGCCGCGGCCGCCAUCGGCGGCGCACCGGAGCCCCGCCGCCACCGGCGGAGGCGGCGGCGGCUCCUCCUCCAUGACCACCAUAUCCCGCCACUUCUUCGGCGGCGCCUCCUCCGACGAGGACCACGAGUUCUAUGUCGACAUCAUCGAGAACAUGCAAGAAGACUAUGGAAUGUUUGUCUGGCCUUGUAGCAUCAUUCUUGCUGAGUAUGUGUGGCAGCAGAGAUUAAGAUUUUCAGGAAGCACUGUGGUUGAGCUUGGUGCUGGAACCUCAUUGCCUGGGUUAGUAGCUGCUAAAGUUGGAGCAAAUGUUGUGCUAACAGAUAAGUCAGAGGACAAAGAGGUUAUGAAGAACAUGAGAAGCAUAUGCAAUCUCAACAAAGUCAACUGCAAAAUACUUGGAAUUACCUGGGGAGAGUGGGACGAUCCUAUCUUCGAUUUGAACCCCAGUAUUGUUCUCGGCGCUGAUGUAUUCUACGAUUCAACUGAUUUCGACGAUCUCUUUGCCACUGUUGCUUUUCUCCUGCAAAGUUCUCCUGGGGCAGUCUUCAUAACAACAUACCAAAACCGAAGUGGGCAUCAUCUGAUUGAAUUCUUGAUGGUAAAGUGGGGCUUGAAGUGUUCGAAAAUUUUGGAUGGUUUCUCCUUCAUGCCGCUAUGCAAGGCCUCUUCCCUUCAAGGAAACAUUCAACUUGUCGAGAUCGAACUCGACACCUAACAAUCUAAAUGAUUACUAAUCAAGAAAAUUGCGAUAUUAUGCCAAUAGUAAGAGGAAUAAGACAUGGUGAAGUUUCGCUCUACGUCAUAUGCUCUGCGAAAUGAUUUGGAGCUUUACCCUCUGUGGAUGCUAUUUUUGAAUUUCUUUAGUAGAAUUAUAUGUAAAACGGAUCAUGGUUUGAAAAUAUAUUUGUAUUAAUGCAAAAUUUUUUGUGGUAAAUUGCAACCCUUUGGCAUAGUUUCACUUUGGUA
Ananas comosus (pineapple) is the source of this 1159-nucleotide messenger RNA. RefSeq names its product methyltransferase-like protein 23. The coding region runs from base 174 to 908 and encodes 244 amino acids. Gene Ontology annotation, cellular component: nucleus; cytoplasm. The record is from RefSeq and is a predicted model, not a curated record. The transcript is spliced from 8 exons. NCBI's taxonomy places the organism in Eukaryota, Viridiplantae, Streptophyta, Magnoliopsida, Poales, Bromeliaceae.